This is a messenger RNA of Penaeus monodon (black tiger shrimp), 503 nucleotides long. RefSeq lists its product as uncharacterized. The transcript is spliced from 5 exons. The record is from RefSeq and is a predicted model, not a curated record. Bases 62 to 460 code for a protein of 132 amino acids. Lineage: Eukaryota; Metazoa; Arthropoda; Malacostraca; Decapoda; Penaeidae.
CUCCCGACUCGCAAGUUCUUUGGCCGCGCGACACCGACGAAGCAACACGCACUACGCGAGAAUGGAUCAUCCCCAGGGUGCUAUACCGCCGCCCCCCCCAAACGCGCAGCAACCAUUGGAGCAAGGGGCAACUGGUGUCGUGCCUCCGAUGACACCGAAAGGCAGUGACAAAGAACUGCCAGGAACGGACUCGUCUCAGAAAGCCACACCGCGGCCCCCUCAAGCCGCGCCGCAUGAUUUGGAGCAAGGGGCAGUUGGUGCCGCUCCUCCUAUGAAGAAGGAGCAGAAGAAAAAGACUCCUCCUACAAUCCAAGCGAUGAAACGUGAAUCGCAAGAUAUGUGGAAAGACCACAACCCGAAGGAGGUUAGGAUGGAAUCCAAGGCGAUGCAGAUGCUGGCAGAACAUAAAGGACCACAUCUUAUUCGCCACAAGGAUGGAACUUUCAAGAAAACUUUUUAGGUCAAAAAAGUUGCCGCUCGGCAUAUGAAAUAAAAAAAGAAUA